UUGGAGGAUGACUCAGGGUGUGAUAGUCAUGAAGGCCAAGUUACCCCUAUUCAAAAUCGAGCCAGGGGUGGGAAGAAGAGGGCGUGUCCUUAUUCACCAAGUCCAAAGAUGAAUGACAAGUGGGCAAGUGAGAAUGCUAAAAAUGAGGCUUUUGUACACAUGGUGGACAUCUUUGGUGCAAGAGACAAGAGGGAUGCAGAGGAGAUUGCAAGGGAGAAGAGGGAUGCAGAGGAGAGGGCAAGGGAGAAGAGGGAUGAAGAGGGAAGGGCAAGGGAGAGGAGGGAUGCAGAGAAGAGGGAUGUAGAGGAGAGUGUGGAUCCAACAAGACAAGAGAUUAAACAAAUGAUGGCCAUGGUGGAAGCGGAUGGUGCAAAACCAGGAAGUGAUGAGCAUUUCUAUGCUACAUUUCUUUUCAUGGAAAAGAAAUAUCGUGAUGUUUUCUCCACUUUCAUGGCUCAUGAAUCUCUUGCAAGGCUUGGAUGGAUAAAGAGGAUGUGGGAGCUCAAUAGUAAGUAGAACAACUAUGUUUUAAUUGCUUUCUACCAGACUAUUUACUUGUAAUGUUGUGAGCUAAGCUACUUGCUUUGGAGGUGUACUUUUGUGAACUAAGCUAUUUGCUUUGGAGAUGUACUGUUAUCUGAACUGUGUUGUAUCUAAUAUUACAC
This is a messenger RNA of Aegilops tauschii subsp. strangulata, 665 nucleotides long. Lineage: Eukaryota; Viridiplantae; Streptophyta; Magnoliopsida; Poales; Poaceae. The record is from RefSeq and is a predicted model, not a curated record.